Molecule: messenger RNA, 6925 nt
Organism: Caenorhabditis auriculariae
Lineage: Eukaryota; Metazoa; Nematoda; Chromadorea; Rhabditida; Rhabditidae
Source: the annotation of a GenBank genome assembly
AUGACGCCAAUCGUGGCGAGACCCGAUGAGAGGGGGAAAUCCAACGGCGCGUUUGCCGCGAAAUUGGAAAACUUUGCCCUUCACACUUCCCAUAUCCCCGGCUCAUUGCAUUUAGUUCGGUAUCCUUUCCGUUUUCGGUUUUAAACUGUAAAUGACUUCAAGAAGUACAAAAAGAGUGUUUCUUGAAAUCGCCAUUGAUGGUAAUACUGUCGGCAAGAUCAUCAUCGAACUUUUCGACAAACUCGGUUAGUUUUUUUUUUUCAUUUUCCUCGAUUUCUGUUUUUUUUUCUAAAACGAAAGUCAAUGUCUUCUGUUUUCAAAAGGUUAUUAAAAAGUUUUUCGAAACAGAUUCACUGUAAUUUUGUCAUUUCAGCUCCCAAAACAGCAGAAAACUUCCGAUGCCUCUGCACUGGAGAAAAAGGGAAGGUCAACAAUGUGAACCUGAGCUACAAGGGAUCACCUUUCCACAGAGUCGUCAAGGGCUUCAUGAUCCAGGUCCUCCCAAUUUUAUAAUUUGGAUUUAUAUUACGCCGUCUAUUUAGGGGGGUGACAUCACGGCUGGAAAUGGAACUGGUGGAAUGUCUAUCUACGGCAAAACCUUCGAAGAUGAAGAAUUUGUUGAAAGUCACAGCGAGCCGUAUCUUGUUUCUAUGGCCAAUAAGGUUUUUCUUUUUGAAAUAGAGGAGGAGCACAUUUUGUGAUUUUCAGGGUCCGAGCACUAACAGCUCUCAAUUUUUCAUCACUACUGCAAUCGCGCGUCAUUGUGAUGCUAAGCAUGUUGUUUUUGGACGGGUUCGAAUUUAUUCUGGUCAUUUUUUUCAAAGUCGAAUUUUUCAAGGUUGUCAAAGGACACGAUAUCGUGAAUAGGAUCGAGAACAUGAAAGUUGACGACUCAGCAAAACCGCUCUACGAUGUCAUGAUUAUGAACUGUGGGGAACUCUUCAAGAAGAAAAGGCAGCAAAGGUAAUUUUCCACGAAGAUUCUACUUUUCCUCAAUAAAAGUUGUAUUGCGAAAUAUAUUAUUAUUUCACAAAUAUUAUUUUUUUAGUGACAGUGAAUCGGAAAGGGACGAGAAUGUUGACACCUCUGCCAAGGACUCUGUCGGGGGUAAAUUAUAAAAGUGUUUUUUUGAAAAUAAUUAUUUUUUUCUAGGUCUCCACAAUUUCGAUUAAUGAGAUUCCGGAAGAACCAAAAAACGCACACAGCUUUUUUUGAUGAGACGAUCCAAAUCUCCGGAACGCAAGGUUGACUUUUUUUUCGCUAUUCAGAAAAAGUUGGAAGUUCAUUUCAAAACGUUUUGCUGUGACUUCCGUUAAUUUAUUUUUGUUUCGGACCUUCAUUGGGUGUAAUUUCUUUACUAAAAAAACUAAUUUUUUUCGAUUCUUUAUGCUUUAAGUAUAGAAAAUAAAGUUUAUUGCUCUGAGUAUGAAAUUUUUUUGAGUGUAGAAAGAAGAAUUUUUCAUCAAAAACUGGAAUAUUCAUCUUUUUCAGAACGAAAACCAAGAGCGCUCUAAAAGAAGGCCUGAUCGUGACCAAGGCCGAAGUCGCAGUCGCAGUCGGGACCGCGAUCGUCGUCGCAGCGAUCGAGACAGACGCGACCGCGAUCGCAGCGACCGUCAUCGUGAUCGCAACGGAAGCCGCGAACGAAGGCGUCGCGGCUCCAGAUCUCGUUCGCCGCGGAGGUCUUCUGGAAGAUACGGCUCUUCUCCACGAAGAGAGGUAUGCGUUUCUUAAAUUACUGCAAAAAAAGUUUCGGUUUCUUUAAAUGAUCUUUUUGAACUGUAGAAAAGUUUUGAAAAUAAUGAUAACUUUGAAUAUGAUUAAAUAAAUCAAAAAAGAAAGAACAAAAUUAACGAUUCAAGCCGAAUGAAUUCUCAAAACAGUUCAAUUAGAGCUUAAGAAGAGAAUAACUCUCUAAAACUUCAAUUUUGAAAAAUUUGAAGUUUCAAAUUGAAAGAACUCAUUAAGAAAAAUUAUCAUUAUAUAGUAGUUUUUCAGCGCCGAAGUGACCGGGAUGACGGAGUGAAAAGAGUCAAAGGUCGAGGAGCAAUCCGAUUCCAACGUCGAAGCGUUACUCCUCCUCAUUGGAGACGAGAGGAGGUUAUUCACAAGUCGAUUACCGAGUUUCUUAACUUCAAGUUCCAGAAGCGCACUAUGACUUUGGAGGAGCUGCACAAGAAACGUGAAAAACUCGGCAAAGGACAGGACUUCGUGGUUAGGCGAGAUAGGAACUUCGUCGACAACUUUGACUUGGCCAAAGCCGCCGAAAUGGAGCCGACGACUGAAGAAACGGUUGUCCGACAAGCUGCGAUCGAAGACAAGAAAAAGUCACCCGAGCCAGAAAAGCAAAAAGAAAAAGAGAAAAGUUCGAAGAAGGAUUCUCCUGCCAAAGAACGUCGUUCUCGAAAGGAGUCGAGCUCCUCUUCCAGCUCUGGUUCGGGUAGUUCAUCCAGCUCCGGUUCCUCUUCUGACUCCGAUUGAGCACAUUAACGGGUGUCUUUUCUUUUUUCUUUUAGUAUUUGUAACUAAAAACAUGAUGUUCUUGCUUUACUUUUGGUUUAAGUUAAGCUUUCAAUUAUUUAUUGUUGUUCAAAAUUAUCAUUGUAUGUUGUUAUUUUUGUAUUACAUGUUGUCUGAAUUAAUAAGUCGUGUAUCUAAAUUGUUUUUAUCGGUUUCUUUUUUUAAAUGUUUGGUCUAUCAAUACGAAUAAAAUUCGUGAAAGUAAUAAUUGGGUUCGGAUGUAGUUUUUUUGCUAGGAAAAUGAUCUGGAACGGAAAAAAAUCUAAGAAUAAAUUUUUAUUGAUUUAGCACAAUGCGUAAUGUGCGUAAAAUAAGGCUUUUAUGAUGCAGGAUACAAGGCGUGAAAUCACAGAUUUUUGAAGAAAUGAAAUUUAUAUCCAUUGUUUGGAGGAAAGUAGAUUUGAGAGAGAUGUGAAGUGAUAUAUGUUUCCAAGUAAUUUUGUAAAAACUAUGCUCAAUUUCAAGGUUUUUUUAAAAAAAUACGUUCUGUACUCUGAGGGAUUUUUUUCUUGGUUUUUUUAUCCAGAAUAGAAAUCGUAAUGAAAGUUUCAAGUUUGAAAGAAAUAGAAAAGGUAAAUGAAAAAAAUUUUUAAAGAGUUAUUAAUUUUACAACAUUUCUGAUUUUUUUAGAAGUAGAAAAAGUUCUUGAUAAAAUUUAUCUGGGAAGAAAUAACUUCGAUUGUUAUUUUAAAAACUGGUUGAAACAAAUUGCAAAGAAAUCAAACGCAAAUAAAUUUUCAGGUAUUGGAGGAGAUUAUUUAUUGAUGGUACAACAGUCGUUGGAAGUUGAUUCUGACAAAGUUCUCAAUAGCUCACUUUAUUGAAAAGACAUGAAUUUCCCAUCUUAUCCGCUCAAUAUCAGUUUUUCCAUUAUUCAUCAAAUAUUCCCCGGCAAAACUUUUUUGGAGUCUUGAAUGUAACGGCUCCAGAGUAACUGAAGUCAAAAACGUGCUUGAAAGAAUGUUUUAUUGAAUGAUCAGACUAUUGGUGCGAAUGUUCCCGAAUAAAGCAUCAUCGAGUCCAAUGAUAAGAUACAGGUUGUUUGUGCUCAGUAGCCUCGCAUAUUGCUUGUUGGUCCUCUUCCACUCCCAUGAUCGCAUCGUCCCACGCGAUCCAAUCACUGCCAUUUAUUUUUCUUCCAUUUUUCAACUCAACUUGCUCACUCUUUUUUCCGUUCUUGCCUUGAUUUUCAAUUUUCAGAAUGCGUUCUUCCCAUAUUUUGUUACUAUUUUUUGCGACUUUCGCUUGCUUUUAUGCAGCUGAAGUGUCUUCUUUGGCUGAUACUUAUCAGGUGCUAAAAUGCUACAAGUUUUUGAAAAUAAUUCAGUUGAAUUCAGGCAGUCUUGGAUACUGAAGAAGCAAUGAAAGAAGAGCUGAGAAACAAUCUCGAACACACAAAGUUUGACUCUAUAGUUUUUUUCGAAAAAAAUAAUUUUUUAGUGAGGCAAAAAAGGAGAUUUCCGAUAAAAUUCGCGACAAGUUAAAAAACACAAUGGAUACAUUGCGUCAAGCCAUUCAAUCAAAAGUUGAUGCUUACGAAUCUUACAAGCAGGUGCGUCAGAAAGGGUAAAUUUGAUACAAGGACUAUUACAGAAAGAAAGUGAAGCCAAGAAACAAGAGCGCCAGGAGGACGCUGAGCGUUGGAAACAAGUUUCGGAUAAAAUAAAGACUGUGAGCCCUUUUCAUUGGACUCUUUCACUUAUUUGUUCAGAUGUAUGACAAGUACAACCAAACCGUCCAGGACCGCAAGCAAGCAAGAAGACAAGUGAGAAAUUCUCUGUAGUGGACGAUUCUUAUUUCCUUUGUAGCAAAUGGAAGAGCUACUCGGACAGGUGAAAGCAGCCUACGAACAAGCUGCGCAAGAAAGAGAACAGAAAAAAGAAGAAAUGGCUCAGGUAGCUUAGUUUCAAACUUAAAACACCGAGGAAAAUUAAGAAAUGGAAUGAAGCUCGAGAUCAGCUGAAGGCGAAAGAGGAAGAGGUUCUCAAGCAAAUGAAAGAAGCUUCUGACAAGAGAAGAGCUGAGAAAGAACAGGUAAGACGUUAGGGCUGAGAAAAAAUGAAUUUUUUUUCAGAGAAUGGAAGAGUACAGAGCUGAACUAGAAAAGGUGAAAGAUUUGAUCGCCGAAGAAGCCCAAAGACGUCUUGACGAGAGGAAGCAAAUGCGUGAAGAAUCGAGAGAGCGUGUUGAAGAUCUAAAGUCUCAGAUCUCGGUUAGAACUAUUUUAUUAAUUUGUGAAUAUUAUGCGUUCAGUCUCAACAAACCGAACUUGAAGCGGACGCGAGAAAAGUCCUAGAUCAAUACAACCAGUACUCUCAGAAGAAAGAAAAACUUGCCGACACUAUCCAAGUGGUUCAACGUUCAAAUUUUCAUUUCCAAUGCUUUUUUUCAGGAAGCUAUCGACGAGCGCACGAAAGAAUCAAUGCGUGAAAAGUACGCUGACAGCCUGCAGAAGGAGCUUGACAAGGUGGGUUCCCACGGGGUUACGAUACUCUUGAAGAUAUUUCAAGGCUGCCGUCAAGGAAGUUCUGAAGGAGCAGGCUUAUGGAGCUGCUGCAACGGACGUUUUAGAAGACAUGGCGACUCCUGCUGCGGCUGCCGCCAAAUCGACUGUUCUGGACGAGUAUUUCAGCUUUUUCAAUCAGGAAGAUGAAGAUAAGGAUCUCAGAAUCACUGGAAAGUCGGCUUGGCAGACAGUUACUUGGAUUCUUCUUGCACUUUGCAUCUUAUUGGCCGUGGCUUUGAUUGUCCUCGUCAUUUACCAGGUGAUCACUAUUCGAAUCAAUCCUCAUUAAAUUGAAUUUAUUGUGAAACUGAAUUUUUGCCUUCUCAUUUUUGAAAAUUGACUUUUGCUUUGACCAACAGAUAAUCUAAUCGGUCUAUAGUAAAAACUUUGAAGAGUUUUUCCAGCACGAUCAGAAAGUUUAUUAGUUGUUCCUUCUAACCUUUUUUUAUAUAUGGUAAAUGAGAAUUUAUUUUCCUUCAAUCUACCAUCAGAAGAACAAUUUUUUUGGGCAGCGAAAAAAAGGACUUGAAAAAAGCGAAAUCAUACUGAAUUGUUAGCAGGUAAAGCAGAGAAGUGUCUACGAACGCCUUGAAGGCUACGACGACAAUGAACACGGACAUCUCCUGCCUCCUGGAACCAGCUACACGACCGCCAAGGGAUACGCCAACACGAGCAGUCCUUCAUCCGUCGUCCCCGUUCGUGAGAGCCAACAAUUCUAACCUUUUUUCAUCAUUUCCAUCAUGUAUCCGUUGUAAAUGCCUUGUAAAUCAGUAUACUCAGUAAACACAUUUAAUCGAUAGAAAUUGCUCUGAGACAAAACAUGUAGUUUGUAGCGUCUGCCGCGUGCUCCGCAAGCUCAAUGAGCAUCCUUAUCAGCAUCGAUUUGUUGUGGACACAAUUCUGGAUGUUUGGCCACACACCUUAUGAUGUUUGAAGUUGUGAUGUUUUGACACAAUUAUGGCUACAGACUAUGAAGCGAUUAAUUCUUGUUGUUAAAAUUUUAGAGAUCUUAAGAUAAAAAAGAAAGCCUGCGGUCAUUCUGAAAUCAAUAUCAUCAGAACCGAAUGGCGGGUUGAAGAAAAUUUUCGAAUUCGUAUUAAAAAAGUUAACAAAAUCUUCAAAAACGUUUUUACGACGCGAUGAAAACUAAAAAAAAACAUCCCUAAGACUCAAAAUUUUCAGGCAAUCAUGGAUAAUUUGGUUUAUCUUUCAGAGAAGCCUAUGUGCAGUAUUUCAUUUUUUCGACGCGUCUCUUUUUUUUUUCUUCGUAUUAGUACAGUUUUUUUGCUUCGGGAUUGAGACAAAAUUCAGUAUAACUUUCAUGGUGAGAGAAGGUGAUACAAUAUACAGUUUCAAUUUUUUUCAAUUUUUUUCACGAUGUCAUUUGAAUAAAAUUGCGGUUCAAAAUAAAAUUCUGAAAACAUCCGAUCGCUACUGUUUAAAAUGAUGAUCAAACAGAACGCGUUCGGUUUGAAAAAAAUUUUUAUUCCAAAACUUUUCGACCGAGCUCAAGUAGGUAUUUUUCUUGCGGAAAAGCAACUUUUAUCAAACAAUUUACUUUAAGAAAAUUAUGUUUUAUGUACCAAAACUUUAGGAUAAGAUAUGAUGAAACACAAAUAAUUUUCAGCACUGCAUCAGUUCACAAUUUCAGAUACAAAAAGAGUCUGUUGGCCGAACUUCCUGUCUUGACUCGAAUUACUGACGAGUUUGACCUUAACCAUUUCAAGUCAAAUGAGAGAAGUUCUGUUGAUGCGACUUGGGGCUAUUUCCUUCUCCGAAAGCUAUCGCGCAGAUGCGAUAUUUGACGAAGUCGGAUGGCAGGUCUGGUGUUUGAGCGGCGUCCUUGACGUUCCGAUAACUCAGUUCGAGUCUAUCGAGGCCUUCUCGCUAUCUUUGUAG